UAAUACGAAUUAAGAUAUUACAUUAGUAUAUAUUCUAGUUAUAUUAUUCAGUAACUGCCAUACAAUAUAGCUGAACUGAGCUUGUUCAAAAUCGACUUUGAUUUAUUAUAUGUUCUUUGAUAUUACAACACAAUGUCGGUUCUGCAAAAUCGUUCUUCUCAGUUACUCAAGUACACAAGACUUUUCAAUAAUGGCAGUGUCACACGGUUGAGCUCAUUCAUUCCAGCUAAAUCAUCCGCUGAAGUUAUCCAACGAGAAAAAAAAGUGUCAGCAAACAAUUAUGAUCCUUCUCCCGUGGUCAUUAGCAGAGGAGAAGGUAUUUUUAUGUGGGACGUUGAAGGUAAAAAGUAUUAUGAUUUUGUGGGAGGAUUCGCUACUCUCAAUCAGGGACAUUGUCAUCCAAAAAUUAUUAAAGCCUUAACGGAUCAGGUAGGUAAGCUCCAUCACACAUCCAGAGCCAUAUUUCACGACGCUUUAUAUGAACUUAAUGAGUUUUUGAGCAAUCAAUUUGGAUACGACAAAGUUUUGAAUAUGAAUACGGGCGUGGAAGGCGGAGAAUCCAGUAUUAAAAUAGCAAGAAAAUGGGGCUACAGAGUGAAAAAAAUUCCGAGCAACCAAGCCCAAGUUGUGUUUGCCCAUGCUAACUUCUGGGGACGUACUAUUGCUGCCAUUUCUGCAUCCACGGAUCCAAAUUCUUUCGAUGAAUUUGGACCUCAUGUUCCUGGUUACCAAAUUGUGCCUUAUGAUGAUUUGGGAAAACUUGAACAAGCACUGAGGAACCCCAACGUGUGCGCAUUCAUGGUAGAACCGUUACAAGGCGAAGCGGGGGCCGUGGUACCUUCAAUGGGAUACUUGAAAGGAGUUCGUGAAUUGUGCACCAAGUACAACGUUCUGUGGAUCGACGACGAAGUCCAAGCCGGGUUAGGCAGAACCGGUAAAAUGUUGGCAGUCGAUUACGAGGACGUCAAACCUGAUCUUUUGAUCCUUGGAAAAGCGUUGUCCGGCGGAGUGUACCCGAUCUCCGCCGUGUUGGCCAACAGCGAGAUAAUGGAUGUUCUCACCCCCGGCACGCACGGAUCCACGUACGGCGGAAACGCAUUGGCGUGCAAGGUAGCCAUGGCUGCGCUCGAUGUCAUCAUAAACGACGGGUUGGUCGAAAACUCGUUCAAAAUGGGCGAGAUCUUCAGGUCCGAGCUCACGGCUCGUUUGGACAAGGAAAAGAUGGUCCAAGUGAGAGGCAGAGGUCUGCUAAACGCUAUCGUUUUGAACCCAAGUGCUGUGAAGAACAUAUACAAAUUAAACAAUGAACUGAAAUCCAAUGGCAUGAUAACCAAACCUAUUGGGGCAAGUGCAUUGAGAUUCUCACCAGCAUUAAUAAUUAAGGAAACUCAAUUACGCGAAGGAAUUGAUAUUAUCGUAGACACUAUCAAUGCUCAUGUUAAUUAACUAAAUAUUUAAUUUAUUAUAUUGUAUAAAACUAAUUUACUUAA
This is a messenger RNA of Sipha flava (yellow sugarcane aphid), 1490 nucleotides long. RefSeq names its product ornithine aminotransferase, mitochondrial (gene Oat). Lineage: Eukaryota; Metazoa; Arthropoda; Insecta; Hemiptera; Aphididae. Gene Ontology annotation, molecular function: L-ornithine transaminase activity; pyridoxal phosphate binding; identical protein binding. The transcript has 7 exons. The record is from RefSeq and is a predicted model, not a curated record. Gene Ontology annotation, cellular component: cytoplasm. The coding region runs from base 133 to 1446 and encodes 437 amino acids.